AUGACAUUUGUCGCUCCUCCUGGCUAUCAGCCAAUCUACAGCCCUCAAAUCCCCUAUCGUGGACCCAUUUAUGGAGGACUGAGGAAUGGCACGUCCAUCUACAUCCAGGGGUCCAUUCCUGAUGAUAUUACCAGGUUCUUCAUCAACCUGCUAUGUGGAGAGUCUGAGUCCAGCGACGUUGCCCUCCACUUCAACCCUCGCUUUGAUGGCUGGGACAAAGUGGUCUUCAACACUUUCGAGAAUGGAGAAUGGCAGUCAGAGGAGAAGAUUCGUGAUAUGCCUUUCUGCAAGGGCGAACCCUUUGAAAUGGUCAUCAUGGCCACCCCACAGGGCUACACGAUCAAAGUCAAGGGGAAUGACUUCCACACCUUCCAACACCGUAUCCCGAUGGAGAGGGUGUGUGCAAUGCAGAUCGCAGGAGACGUUUCCAUCCAGACGAUUAAUAUCAUAGGGGGUGGAAUGGAAGGAGGCAUGGGCGGAGGAAUGGGAGGAUGCAUGGGCGGAGGAAUGGGAGGAGGCAUGGGCGGAGGAAUGGGAGGAGGCAUGGGAGGAGGAAUGGGAGGAGGCAUGGGAGGAGGCAUGGCGGGAGGAUACCCAGGUGGUGGAAUGGGGGGAGGAUAUCCAGGUGGCAUGGGAGGCGGUAUGGGCGGAGGUGGUAUGGGAGGAGAAAUGGGAGGAGGAUUCCCAGGAUCAAACCUGCCGGGUAUGGGUGCACAGCCAGUCUACAACCCUCCAAUCCCCUACGCCAACAUGAUUCCAGGAGGGAUAUACCCUAAGAGGACCAUCAUCAUCAGAGGCAUGGUGCCCUAUGGAGCAGACAGCAUGUGCAUCAACUUUGUGGUCAGCCGAUCUCGGGACAUUGCCUUCCACAUGAACCCCAGAGUGAGGGAUGGGUGUGUGGUGAGAAACAGCAGUAUUGGAGGUAACUGGGGUCAGGAGGAAAGAGAGCUUGGCAUGUGCCCCUUCAUGGAGGGACAGUACUUUGAUAUGUCAAUUCGCUGUGGGAACCAGAGAUUCAAGGUCUUUGUGAACGGGCAGCACAUGUUCGAUUUCUUCCACCGCUUGCGAUCCUUUAAUGAGAUUGAUAUGCUGGAGAUUGAAGGCGACAUACAGAUCUCCUACAUUCACUUCUGAAACCAUACUCACUGAUGCGUCAAAGUAUUCAUUCUGUACAUUAUUCAACUAUUUCAUGUGCUUUUAAGCCAUUGAGUGAUAUUUCAUGUAUGAUAUGUCAGCCACUAUUGAUCAUAUCAGAAAUUGUCCUGUUGUGUGAUCAUAAGUCUUCAUAAAACAUAACAUCGCCUCAUUUUGAGCUGUAUUGUUCAUACCUGGUGAACUGACUUAAUAAAAAUGUGAGAACACAUCAAAGC
Scomber japonicus (chub mackerel) is the source of this 1370-nucleotide messenger RNA. RefSeq names its product galectin-6-like. The record is from RefSeq and is a predicted model, not a curated record. The coding region runs from base 1 to 1134 and encodes 377 amino acids. Lineage: Eukaryota; Metazoa; Chordata; Actinopteri; Scombriformes; Scombridae. Gene Ontology annotation, molecular function: carbohydrate binding. The transcript has 12 exons.